CGUUAAGAUGCUUUAAGGCAAUUUAGGUUAGUUGUUUGUAUGAGCUUGACAAUAAACAAACCAUGCCAAGCUGGUACCUUGGUACAUGAAAUUAUUCAUUGUCAAAGUGUGUAAUCAAACGUUAGUGGAUAAGUAAUUUUUAUUGUUGGACCGUUCGAAAAUAAAAAAGUUAUGCCAUCGUAGCCUGAUGUAACGUGUUAUAUGAUAUGUAUGUUUUUCAAAAUGGUUUUCUCAAAAUUAUGUACCAAAGAUAUUCUCCAAAAUUCUCUCCUCAAACUUCUCAACACCUUCUACUUGCUGGCAAAUUACGUAGCGCUUGUCACAAUGAAUAUAGGUUUCGCCAUUGUUAUAAUUUUCCUAAUACUGCGCCAUGUUUUGCAGAAUAUUAAUAUUUAUGAGACGAAGUAUUAUGUUGUGGCAAUAUUUUAACCCCGAUAUGCAAUUAGAGAAGUUUGGAAUCGAUUUGAAUGUCGAGGAGUAUAAUUAUUCAAGAAGUUUCGAGAUGGAACAUAGGUAUGAGCAUUGAGCAAUGGAGAAAUUAAAAGUAAUGUGAAUUUUGGAUUAAAAAAAUAAUAAUAAUAAAAGUUUGAUAAUGAA
This is a messenger RNA of Ceutorhynchus assimilis (cabbage seed weevil), 597 nucleotides long. The record is from the annotation of a GenBank genome assembly. Lineage: Eukaryota; Metazoa; Arthropoda; Insecta; Coleoptera; Curculionidae.